Molecule: messenger RNA, 696 nt
Organism: Aspergillus costaricaensis CBS 115574
Lineage: Eukaryota; Fungi; Ascomycota; Eurotiomycetes; Eurotiales; Aspergillaceae
Product: BTB/POZ domain-containing protein
Exons: 3
Coding region: 1-696 (231 amino acids)
Molecular function (GO): protein binding
Source: RefSeq, a predicted model, not a curated record
AUGCACUGGUUCGCACUGUUGAGGAGCAUGGCCACCAACCCCAGCACCCUCCUUGCCAUUCUAUCAAAUCUCCGAAAUGGGAUAUACUCCGACUUCGAGAUAAAAUGCCACCCAUCGACCUUCAAAGUCCAUCGAUGUAUCAUCUGCCCGCAGUCGCCAAUUUUUAAAAAGGCCCUGUGUGGGACGUUUCAGGAGGCGAAAACAAGAGUCGUUACUACCCACGACGAUCCCACGAUCAUCAGUAAGAUGAUCGACUAUUUCUAUCGUGGAGACUACGAUGAUACACCGGACAAGGAACACCCUGUCACUAAUCCCGAAUAUGAGCCUCCGACUACCAAAGCGCAUGUUAGUAUCGCAAUGUACAACGUUGCUGAUAAAUACGCCGUCGAGCCCCUAAUGGUCCUUGCGAAGAAGAAGCUAGAACACAGACUUACACUAGUUAGGGACAAUAAGGAAUUCAUCCGAACUAUCGAGAAAGUCUACGGACCGGAUAGUCCACAGAACUCCAAGCUGCGGGAUACAGUAGCAAGUUUCGCCGUGGAGCAUCUUGAUACACUGAAUGGGGUUUCAGAAUUUCACGAGACACGCAAGGAAUACCCACUAUUUUCAUACGACUUCUCGACAUUAUUGAUAGAUAAAAUAGCUCAUGUGGAGGGGAAAUUACGGUAUGUGAUCAGAUCAAUUAAAUCAACUUAA